Molecule: messenger RNA, 3692 nt
Organism: Chelonia mydas (Green sea turtle)
Lineage: Eukaryota; Metazoa; Chordata; Testudines; Cheloniidae
Gene: CARS2
Product: cysteinyl-tRNA synthetase 2, mitochondrial
Exons: 15
Coding region: 106-1884 (592 amino acids)
Biological process (GO): cysteinyl-tRNA aminoacylation
Cellular component (GO): cytoplasm
Molecular function (GO): ATP binding; cysteine-tRNA ligase activity
Source: RefSeq, a predicted model, not a curated record
CCCUCGGGGCGGGGGAGCCGCUUCGCCCGCCCCCCCCGGAGCCUGCAGCCUGGCCUGCCCCGCGCCGAGCUCUCGCCGCCCCGGCGGUGGUGGCGCGGCGCGAGCAUGCUGCAAGCCCGGCGGGCCGCUGCCGCCCGCUGCCUGCGCUCCGGGAGCCGGGGAGAUCUCCCCGUGGCAGCCGGCCGAGGGGCUGGUGCGGAGGCCGGGCUGGUGCGGAGCCGGGCCUCCCCGGCGAGGUGCUGCUCUGGCGUCGGGAGGAAGUGGAUCAAGCCCACAGGCCGGGAUACCGGGAUCCAGACCUACAACAGCCUGAGUAGAAGCAGAGAGCCCUUAAUACUGGCCAAUGCGGGAGUGGCGACCUGGUAUAGCUGUGGGCCAACAGUAUACGAUCAUGCGCACCUUGGGCAUGCUUGUUCCUAUGUUAGAUUUGAUAUUAUUCGAAGAAUAAUAACUAAGGUUUUUGGAAACGAAGUAGUCAUGGUGAUGGGAAUUACAGACAUAGAUGACAAAAUAAUUAAAAGAGCCAAUGAGAUGAACAUAUCACCAUUAGCUCUUGCCCGGGUUUAUGAAGAAGGCUUUAAACAAGACAUGGCUGCAUUAAAGGUUCUUCCCCCGACAGUGUAUAUGAGAGUGACUGAAAAUAUUCCUCAGAUAAUUUCUUUUAUAGAACGAAUAAUGGCUAGUGGACAUGCUUAUGCAACCUCCAAAGGUGAUGUUUAUUUUGAUGUCAAGUCUAGGGGAGAACGAUAUGGAAAGUUAAAAAGUGUUUACACUGAUGUACAAGAGGAAAUGGUUGAUAGUGAUAAGCGACAUGUCAAAGAUUUUGCCCUGUGGAAGGCAGCCAAACCUCAAGAACUUUACUGGGCUUCUCCCUGGGGAAAAGGAAGACCUGGCUGGCACAUCGAGUGCUCUACAAUUUCGAGUACAGUGUUUGGAAGUCAACUGGAUAUCCAUACUGGUGGCAUAGAUCUUGCUUUCCCACAUCAUGAAAAUGAAAUUGCACAGUGUGAGGUUUAUCAUCAGUGUGAACAAUGGGGAAAUUAUUUUCUACAUUCUGGGCAUUUGCUUAUUAAAGGAAAUCAAGAAAAAAUGUCAAAAUCAUUAAAAAACUACAUUACAAUUAAGGAUUUUUUGACAAAGAAUUCAGCGGAUGAAUUCAGAAUGUUUUGUUUGCGCAGCAAGUACAGAUCAGCAAUAGAAUUUGGUGAUGACAGCAUGAAUGACGCAAAGAACCUCCUUCAGGCCAUCUCUUCUUUUAUUAGUGAUGCAAAUGCUUAUAUGAAAGGACAGCUGGUGUGUGAUCCCAUUAGGGAAGAUGUACUGUGGGAGAUGCUAGCCAACACAAAAGCAAACGUAAAGGCUGCAUUUGCAGAUGACUUUGACACCUCCAGGGCUGUUGCUGCAAUUAUGGACCUCAUUCACCAUGGCAACAGACAGCUUAAGGCUGUCACUAAGGAAGGUGGAUCUCCUAGAAGCCCUGUUGUGUAUGGAAGCAUGCUUUCCUAUAUAGAGGACUUUUUUAACACUGUUGGAAUAUCUCUUGGAGACAGACAGGUUGUACCAGAAAACAAAAAUUCAGCUAUGCUUUCCAGUGUGAUUGAUGAGCUAGUGAGCUUCCGUGUCAAGGUGCGUAAUUAUGCUCUUGCUAUGCCUGGAGCAACAGAAGCAGUGCAGGUGGAAGAAGGUACCAUUCUAGCAAAGGAAACAAAACAGGAAGAGAGAGAAAGAAGACGGCAGUUACUGCUGGAGCGAGAACCCCUUCUGCAGGCUUGUGACAACCUGCGGCGAGACCUUGCUGCAUUUGGAAUCAACAUAAAGGUUGGUCCACAAAGGAAUCCUGGUGACAUGCCCCAGCAUGCAAAAGAACGGCGAUAUAAAUGCUAAUGACUAGGGCUGGAGUAAUCACUCUAGUGAUGUGGGAAAGGUAAGCUGGCUUUUAUUUAAAGGGUGUUUAUACUGUUAUAUUCCCUAAUCACACUUAAAAUUUAGCUAGGUCCUUGAGAGUAAGAUACCAGUUGUUUGAAAGUUAAAAAAAAAAGUUGAUUUCAUUUUAAUUUUCCAGUCAUCUGUUUCUUUGAUGGAGGCAGGAACUGAGGAGCUGGUCUGAUGGCAGGUGGUGUAGAACGGUGCCAGGGAGACUACAGGCUGUGCUCAGCGUGUAUCUUGAACCAGUGCACUGGAACUGCAAUCUCUCAAUCAGGUCUAGCUUGGGGAUGCAGAAAGGGAACAAACAUCCUGUCCUCUGUCUGAUUAAGAGAGCAGAAGAAUAUAUUGGAUGCUCAAACAUUGCAAAAGCAGCCAAGCAAGACAGGGACUCUAACAAGCAGCUGAAUAACCACUUAUCCAGCCAUAAAGGGAGUAGGGGGAGGAUGUGGGACCUUUAAUUCAAGGCCUGAGUGGCACUGGACUGGCUCUUAUGCCAGAAGGUGGCUUUUUAACCUCUGGUUCAAUAGCAAGACAUUCCCUUCACCUGAUGCUUUCCUACUUUCUUAUACAGGUCUCCAGGCAGUAGGAGAGGAACUGGAGAGAGUAGCAUGCUGCUGCUACCUACUGAUAGAGGGAGGCUUGGGGAAGAAGCUAGUGGCUACUUGUCAGAGACUCUCUCUUUUCAAGCAAUGCUUUGAGGAGAGAAGCCAGUAACUGAUAUGGGGCUGGAGAAAAAAAACAAUUCAUUUUAAAAGUCAAAAUACAGACACCUCAAGGACCUAACUAAAUUUUAAACUUGUUAGGAACAAAAACUGGUAUAACCACACUUUAUUAUUGCCCAGUUCUCCAAAGAAUAAUAAAAAGAAAACCUUAGAGAGCUGUGCCAUAUUGAAUAAAAGCUGACUUACCUUUUCCCCUUAUGCUGAGUACUCACGCCUGCCCUGAUCAGUGAUGGUACUGAUAUCACCUACCAACAGAAUGGUGGGGCACAUCUUUGUAGAGCAGGAAGUCAACAACUGUAGACCAGGCUAUAAUGUAGAAUUGCAAAAGAAAAGAAAAAAACGUGUAUAAAACUUAAUUAAAAGCCUUGCCAAUUAUGUUCACUGGGCAGUUGGCAGUGCAUACCUGAAACUGAGACUUUUAAAAACAUUACAACUCCUCUCACUCUCCAGAAAAAACAGUAGAGAAUUAUUACUGGUUUCUCAGAGAGCUAUGUAUGUGAAUAAACAAUUCACAGAUCAGAAGGGACCAUUAUGAUAAUCUAGUCUGAUCUCCUGAACAGGCCACAGAACUGCACGGAAUGCUUCUGCAUCAAGCCCGUAUAUUCUGUUUGAGCUUUAGCAUAUAUUUUACAAAAAUAUCCAAUCUUGAUUUAAAAAGAAAUCAAGUGACUGAGAAUCCAUGAAACCCCUAGGUAAAUUAUUCCCACGGUUAACUACCUUUACUGUUAAAAAUGUGUCUUAUUUUAUUCGGAAUUUGUUUAUCUUCAGCUUCCAGUCACUGCACCUCAUUAUGUUUUUUUCUCCUGGAUUAAAGACCCCUACUAUCAGAAAUCUUCUUUCCAUGUAGGUACUUAUAGACUGUGAUCAAGUCAUCCUGUGACCUUCUCCAUGUUAAGCUAAAUAGAUUGACCUUCUUUAGUCUGUCACUCAGAUUCAAAUACCAAAGAAAAAGGCUACUUGUGAUGACUAUAUUUGCCUUACAAUCAUCUGAACAGAAGUAUGCAAUUAGCCAAUGUAAACAAUCAAUAAAAAACUAAUGCUCUA